Molecule: messenger RNA, 9120 nt
Organism: Clupea harengus (Atlantic herring)
Lineage: Eukaryota; Metazoa; Chordata; Actinopteri; Clupeiformes; Clupeidae
Gene: ahctf1
Product: AT-hook containing transcription factor 1
Source: RefSeq, a predicted model, not a curated record
GACGGCAAAUUUAUACGCAAUACUUUACACAGGGAUAUGGAAAUGGCGCUUGCGUUCAAGUCCUAGUGGUUAGGGCAGCCAGCCGCUAAGUCUGAAAAGUCAAGGUCCACUGUUAGAAAUCGUAGUUUGGUCUUGUUAAAGUCGUCUUUUAAGUCUAUACAAUUAAGCAAAUGUGCAUGUGAGAAGGGCGGAUUAUGACAGAAGAAAAGUCGCGUCGGAAGACACAUUUGAGUCAACAGUAUUUUGAAACCGUCAACAUAAGACAGUAAGCAUGCGUGACCUGGCUGCUCAAGUCACCAGCAGCCUGUUGCGCUUCCCAGAGGUGACUGUAGACGCUCUGGGUGAAGAUGAGGUCACGCUGGACUCGGUGCUGCAUGGCAGGUUCACCGUCGGGCGGAGUGGCCUGGCCUGGCUGGCGUAUGGUCCACAGCUGGAGGUGGUGCAUUCGGUGACGGCGGAGCGUUUCUCUGCCUACUGCUUCAGCGGCCUGAGCGAGCACCCUCCGAACGUGCUGGCGGCGCGGGACUUCUGCUGGCUGAAGAGGACGGGGCUUCUGGUGGGCCUGGAGGAAGCAGAGGGCAGCAUGCUCUGCCUCUACGACCUGGGAAUCUCCCGCGUGGUCAAGGCUGUCGUCAUCCCCGGCAGGAUCACGGCCAUCGAGCCCAUUGUGAGCUAUGGAGGAGCCAGCGCAAACACUCAGCACCUUCACCAGAGCCUGCGCUGGUUUUUCGGCGUGGCCGCAGUCGUCACGGAUAUCGGGCACGUGCUCCUGGUGGACCUCUGUCUGGAUGACCUGUCCUGCAGCCAGAGUGAACUGGAAGCCUCUGAUCUGGAGGUGGUGAAUAAGUCCCCGUCGGAGAUCCCGCGGCUGAGGGAGGGGGUGACGCAGCAGGGCCGCCACCUUUGCCUGCAGCUCAGCAGCCCCACGGGCACCGGGGCCACCGCCCUGCAGUACGUCCCCCGCACCAACCAGCUGGCCGUUGGCUUCUCCGACGGGUACCUGCAGCUCUGGAACAUGAAGUCGCUCAAGAAAGAGUAUCACUCUCAGCUGGAGGGGGGCAGGGUUCCUGUGUACGCUUUCACCUUCCAGGAGCCAGAGAACGACCCCCGCAACUGCUGCUACCUGUGGGCUGUGCAGUCGGCUCAGGACCUGGAAGGAGACAUUGUGAGUCUCCACCUGCUGCAGUUGGCCUUCGGAGAGAGAAAGUGCCUCGCCUCGGGCAAGAUUCUGUAUGAGGGCUUAGAGUACUGUGAGGAGCGCUACAGCCAGGACCUGAAUGCCACCGCCUUUCCCCUCCGGGCUCAGGCCACCAACACACGCCUGCUCAGCUGUCAGACCAUCGAGAAGUUCCGCCACCACCCCGACCGCGACGACAGCAUGAACGAAGUGGCCUCUCCAGACACCAGUGUGUCCAUAUUCAGCUGGCAGGUCAAGGCUUACGGGCAGGCCAAGCCAUCCACAUACAUCGGUGUCUUCGAUAUUAACAGAUGGUACCACGCACAGAUGCCUGAUUCUCUGAGGGCAGGGGAGUCUCUGCGUAGCUGUCCCUACUUUGCCGUGUGGUCUCUGGACGCGGUGGUGGAGAUGGCCGUCUCCAGCCCCCUGCUGGACGUUCUGGUGCAUGAGCGUAGCCUGAGCAGAGGUCUGCCCUUCACCUGCCCUCCACCCGAACAGUUCUUCAAUCCCACCACAUACAAUUUUGAUGCAAGCUGCUUGCUCAACUCUGGAAUUGUACACUUAACCUGCUCUGGUCAUCAGAAGGAGACCCUGAGCUACCUGAAGAAGGCCGCCCCCACGCUGAGCGAGAGCAUCUCGAGCGGAUACUCCCGCUGCCUGCUGUCCGGCCUGCUGUCCCCGCGUCUGGCCGACGUCCAGCCCUCCAACCUGUCUCAGGAGGAGCAGCUCGACGCCAUCUUGUCCACCGCGGUGGAGACUAGCUCUCUCGGCCUGAUCACUGGAUGCAUAAAGCAGUGGACUGCUGAGGAGCAACCAGGGUCGGCAACGAAUUUACGAUAUAUUCUGGAAUGGGCCUGGGACAAAGUAGUCCACACCAAACAGGAACUGGAUGGCAUCUGUGCGCCCCUCUUUGACAGCUCGUCUAACUUCACGGAGCCCCAGACCCUGCAGCUGCUGCAGCACAGCCAGCGCCUGCUGGGCAACCUCAGCACCAUCUUCCACUGCCUGCUCAGUCAGGCCCAGGAGAUCACCCAGAAAGGUCUGGUUGGCCUCAUAAACAAAAACCUGGUGUCCAGUCUGAUUGCGCAAUACUCACAAGUGGUCCUGUGGUUCUGUCGGACCGGCCUUCUCCCUGAAGGAUCAGAUGAUGAAGAUGCUCUGCAGAUCUCCAGGCCGUUCUACAGCUACUCCAUCAUCAGGAACUACUACACCGGCCGACGAGAGGAGCUGCAGCGCCUCACUAAGGACAAAUGGAACGCUGACUGCCUCAUGAUUGACGCCCUGGUGGGCCAAUGUGGGGAGCGCCUGGCUGACCUCUGGAAAAGGGACGAGGGGGGAACGGGGCAGUACCCACCUCUUUCACUACAUGCCUUGCUGGACAUUUACCUCUUGGAGGACAUGGAAGAAUCUUCCAAACAUGCCAUUGUUAUUUAUUUACUGCUGGAUGUCAUGUAUUCCUUCCCGAAUAAGAGCGGCUCCUCGGUAGAGUCCUUCCCCACCGCGUUUGCCAUUCCCAUUGGCCUGGUCAAGCUGGUGCAGGGCCUGUGGCUAUUGGACCAUCGGGACCACGAGAACUCCCUGGAGCUGCUGCUGCACCCUGCCACCAGUCAUUCUCUGUGGGCGUGGCAGCACCGGCGGGUGCUGGAGGCCCUGAUGUGCCAGGGCCAGUACGCCAUCGCCCUGCGCUACCUGCACGUCAUGAAGCCCUCGCUCAGCACCACCAGGGAGGCCAAGCUCUGCCUCUCCGUCCUGCUGCACAACCGGUGUAUGGUGGAGGCCUGGGCUCUGCUGAGACAGCACUCCAACAAGCUGAACAUGGAGGAGCUCCUGCGCUUCCUUUAUGAGACCACUCUGGAGCUGGGCCUAAUGAAGGAGCUGCUCAAGCUGCCUCUGGGCCUCACAGAACAGGAAAGUCUGGAGCGGUUCCUUCAGGGUACAGGAGGCCUCCAGAACAGGGAGCUGCUGAUGGUGCAUUACCUGCAGCAGGCCAACUACGUCCCCGCUCUCCAGCUCAACCAGACACUCAAGAUGAACACGCUGAAUGACCGUGACCCCAAGAUGAAGGAGCGCUCCAACACCAGGAACUCCAUCCUGGAUCAGUAUGGGAAGGUCCUGCCCCGAGCCCAGAGGAGGCUGGCCACCGAGAGGGCCAAGCCGUACAGCCUCCCCUCCACCGUGCUCAAGAACGUGUCCAGACCGCAGCCUUUGUCCACGGUGGCCAAGCGGUCGGCUGCUGAGAGCGUCCUGACGAGGGCUACCUUCAUCAGCAGCGUCCUCUCCAAGAUCGAGGAGGUGUGGGUCGGCAAGGACGGCACACCCGAGUCGUCUCCGUUCAAGAGUCCCAGAAUGCCCGAGGUGCUUGUGCCGAGCCCCCAGCGCCCCCCAACCGAUCUACCUGAAGCCUUCGUGGGCACGCCCAUCCCAGUCACCAAAAAGAGAAUGUCCAGGAUCUUUGAUCUGAUGGUGCACCCCUCCUGCCAGAACACCCCUGAGCCCCACCGCCUGCCUCAGACCCCCCCGAGGACCUCCAGCACGUGGGCCGCACCCAAGAGCGUCACCAGAGCCCCCGAGCUCAACUUGCUGCAGACCCCUCAGGUCGUCAAGAGAGCUCGUGCUUUGGCUGCAUCGGUCCCCGUCUUCUCUAGCUUCACCCCCCAGUCCAUCCUGCGGAGCAGCCUUCGCCCCACCCCUGUGGCCACCCCCUCGGCCUCCCCCGGGCGCUCCACCACGCCGCCCCUGCGCCCCAAAGAGAGCCGCAUCACCUUCAUCGAGGAGGCCCCCAGCCCCGACUCGCCCAAGGACCCAGCUCCCUGGAGCAACGGGGUUGUGGGUGACAGUGAGGUCAGCCUGUCCCAGAGGUCCAGCGUCCACUCGUACGAAGAGGAGGAAGAGGAGGAGAGAGAGCCGCUUGUGACCUUCAUCCCUCCGGCUGGGAAGCGUGUGGUGGUGGAGGCCAGCGAGAACACGGACCGGGCUGGGUCUGAGAGUGGCUCCUCCUCCUCCUUCCGAGACGUCCCCUCUGUCCUCCCCACGCUGGAGAGACGGCCGAGCCUGGGACACGAGACCAGCGUGUCCUCGGUCAACCAGUCGCUGGAGUCCACUCUGGAGUUCCACGACGCCCCAGUGCCCGAGGACCUGCUGGAGAAUCCCAUGCCCAAGCUGAUCUGGGAGGAAGAGGUGGACGAGGAGGUGAUCGUGGUGAGGCAUGCUGUCGCUGCGCCAGAAGCCGCCUCGUUGGAAGACACCCUUCCAGAGGAGGCUCCUGCGGUCGCUCAGGAGGAACACGCUCUGCCCACAGAGGAGAAGGAGGAGACGGAGGAGGACGAGAUGAUCCAGGAGGAGGAGAUGAUCCAGGAGGACUCUGAGGAAUGUAAACCUGAAGCUCAGGAAGUGACAUCAGAGCCGAGCGGAGAGAUGGAGGUGGCGGUGGAGGAGACUAGUUACCUGCCUGACGUAACGCAGACGCUGGAGUGGGAGGAAACUGGGCACCAGCCUGGGGUUACGCAGACGCUGGAGUGGGAGGAAACGGCAGCUGCCGAGAUGCCUGUCGCUCCUGCAGAGCCUCUUCUUCAGCCUGACCUACUGGAUGAGGAGGUGAUGGUGAACUCCGGUGAAGCAGAGGAACUCGUCGGUGUGUGUGUAUCAGCUGCUGAUGUACUCCCUGAGCCAUUGCUCUCAGUAGAGUCCAAUCACGAACAGGAACCUGGACCUACCGAACAGGCCAACCACGCGCCAACGCUGGAGGUGGCCGUGGAGGAGAGUGUCACCAACAGACAGAACGUCACAGAUCUGGAUCUUGAUGCAUAUGUGGAACAUCAUUUAUUCGACAACAAUCUGUCCCCUCCACGCUCACCAACACAGAACUGGACCUCCAUCAACAGUGAUCCUGUUUAUGAGAUGCCUGAAGAAGAAGAGGAGGAGGAGGAGGAGGAAGAGGAGGAAGAAGCCCCCCCAGUGUCCGCUGAUGUCCAGGUGUUGACCACGCAGAAGUCUGUGGCCUCCUCAGAGCCCACUACAUCAGGCGCCCCCUCUGUGGUUAGCGUGAACGACAGUGAGGAUCUCUCCAGCGUUGCCUCAGAGGAUGAGUCUGACGACGAGGAUGAGGAAGAGGAGGACGACGACGAUGAUGAUGAAGAAGAGGAGGAGGAGGAGGACUCUGGUAGCGAGGUGGAAAUUAUAGAGGAGGUGGAGGGGAACGGUCGUCAUCGCCCCCCUCCUGCUCACCUGUACCUGGAGCCGCUACAGCCGCCUCAUGCCCAGUACCUGCAGGAGCAGUCCUCCGCCGUGCUCUCACUCAUCACACCCGAGGCUCAGGAGGUGGAGCAUGGCAUCAUGCUGGAGGAGGAAGAUGAGGAUGAGGAGGUGGUGAUGCUCGGCCUGGGCUCUGGGGGCCUGGAUGAGGAUGAAGGGGAGGGGGUGUGUUACACUGAGCUCAAGCCCUCCACCACUCUCCUGGUCCCGCUGGAGCUGGCUGAGGACACAGACAUGGACUCCAACUCCCAUCAGCCCCAGCAACUGCUGGAUGGAGGGGCCCUGGCCACAGUCAUGCAGGCCGACCCCACAGCGACUCCUGCUGGUGGCUUCUCGCUAAUGCUGGAGGCUGAGGAGGAGGAUGAGGUGGUUGAGCCUCAGGUCAUGGAGGAGGGAGUUGAGCCUCAGGUCAUGGAGGAGAUUGAGGAGGAGAAGAGGGUUGAGCCUCAGGCUGGGGAGGAGGAGGACGAGGAGAAGAGGGUUGAGCCUCAGGCCAUGGAGGAGGUUGAGGAAGAGAAGGGGGUUGAGCUUCCGGCCAUGGAGGAGGUUGAGGAAGAGAAGGGGGUUGAGUCUCAGGCCGGGGAGGAGGAAGAGAUGGUUGAGGCUCAGGCCGGGGAGGAGGUUGAGGCUCAGGCCGAGGAGAGGGUUGAGGCUCAGGCCAUGGAGGAGGUUGAGGAGGAGGAGAAGGUUGAGUCUCAGGCCGGGGAGGAGAUGGUUGAGGCUCAGGCCGGGGAGGAGGUUGAGGCUCAGGCCGAGGAGGAGGAGGACGAGGAGAAGCGGGUUGAGGCUCAGGCCGAGGAGAGGGUUGAGGCUCAGGCCGAGGAGGAGGAGGACGAGGAGAAGCGGGUUGAGGCUCAGGCCGAGGAGAGGGUUGAGGCUCAGGCCGAGGAGGAGGAGGAGGACGAGGAGAAGCGGGUUGAGCCUCAGGCCAUGGAGGAGAUGGUUGAGGCUCAGGCCGAGGAGGAGGAGGAGGAGAGGGUUGAGCCUCCGGCUGGGGAAGAGGUUGACUCGUGUGGUGAGAUGCCGCUGAUGAAACUACCUCAGGACGCAGAGCAGCAGGCGAUGAGCAUAGACACCAAAAUCUCCGAGCUGACAGAUCAAGAGCAGGUGGAUACACCUGCCCCACAGGUGCCCCCACAAGUGCCCGCACAGGAAGUAGAGCGGCAGAUGGUGGCUGCGGUGGAACUGGAGGACGGGGAAGCUCAGGAGACUGUGCCAAUGUCUGAGGACUUGGAGAUGCCCGAGGACACAUCUGACACUCCUGCCUUCCCUGCCUCCGCUGAAGAGACGGAUGCCGAGCAGGUGAAAGACACCCCUGAGCCGGAGGUGGUGCAGGCAGCGGAGGAGGAGGCGCAGGACACACCUGAGCAGUCUGAAGAUGCAGAAGCCUCGGUGGUUGAAGACGAGGAACACAUCGCCAGUACGGAGGACUCCGUGGAGGCACCGGUGGCUGAGGCCGAGUGUCCUGGUGAGAUGGACGUGGUGCCGCCUCUGGAGAAACAAACUGAGGAACUGAACAAAGACUUGCAGCAGGAACCAAAUCAGAUGGAGGUGGAAAGUGCGCCCGAGGCUGAGGAGACUUUGCCGCCACUGGCGUCCGCUAAUGAUGUUCCUGAAAAACAAGAGGAAGAGGAUGUCUCGAGCUCCGCUGCUGAGGUGGAGGAGAAGAAGAGCACAGGGCAGAGUGAACCUGCUGCCACAGAGAACGCAAACACUACCUAUGAAGUCCCUCCCACCACCGCCAGGACGACCAGCAGCAGCCGCAGGAAACACGUGACCUUCCCCUCACCUCUCCUUCUAACAGAGAAGGAGAUCUCGGCCAAUGAGGGGGCAGAGGAGCAGGCUGACGCCCAGGUGCCCUCCACGCCACGCCGCGCCACCAGGAGCGGCAGACAGCUGCCCGACGUCCAGGUCGCCGUGACGCCCAGGAGGAGAACACGGAGGACGGAGCCGGCGCAGGAGGAAGAGGAGGCUUCUUCAGCAGACAGAACCGUUAACUCCAAACCCGAAGCUUCCAACAAAAAGACUCCACAGAAAGCCACUCCAAGGAAGGGCGGAAGGAGAACUAAGAGCUCGGCAGACCCUGACGAGACCGCCAGCGAACAGCCCUCCGUUGAGGUGCUGGAGACUGGUAGACGGAGUGCCAGAAAGACGCGGAACACCACCAUCAUCCUGGAGGCUCCCAAAGCCCAUGCUGUGGUUCCGGAGGCGAAGCCGGCUGAGGAGACCCCCAGAUCGGCCUCCAGUAGCCCCGGCAGGGUGACCAGAGCUUCAACCCGAGGCAUCAGCCUCAGCUUUGCCCUGGACAGCUACCAGGAGCUAUCGGGAGAGACCACCGUGGCCAGUCAGGCUGUCGUUACGCCGCCCAGAAGCAGAAGGAAGACUAGGGCCAACACCGCCGAGAAGGCCAAAGUGGCCUCGGACAUUCCCGACGACGCGGCACUUCCCAGCGGCACCGCGGUGCGCCGCCUCACCAGGAGCCGCCUCUGGAAGGACAUGGACGAGGAUGAGAAGGAGGAGCAGACCAUCAUGGACACGACGGUGGAGCUGGUGCCAGGGACACCACUAGGGGACGCUCUGAUGGAGAGACUCCAGGAGGAGGCCGGAGGGGAGGUGGCCGGGGCGGGGGUCGCCGUGACGGAGAUCAUCCGUGCCAAGAGGAGGCCCACCCAGGCAGCCGCACCCCUCACCCCAGUGGUCGAGUCGGAGGACGGCGGCGUGAGCCACCAGGUGGACGCGGACGCCAGCGUCGUGGCUGAGCCAACGGAUCCCGCCUGGACUCAGAGUCGGAGACGCACACGGGCCAAGAAGGAUCCCGAGCCAGAAGCUUCCGCACAGACAGACUCUUUCAGCUUCACGCCAAUGAGGAGGACACGAGGGAGGAAAGUGGAUGACGUGGAGGAGAACGGUGUUGCCCUGCCUCAGGUGCUUCCCCCUGCACCGGUCACCCGCACUCGACGAGUUCCAGACGCCACGGAGUCCCACUCCGAUAGCCAGAACAAAGCAGAUGAAGUGGCUAAAGAAACCAAACCCAGCCAGCCGAAAAAGACCCGAACAACCAGGGUGAAGGCAUCUCUGAGGCCCCCCUCCCCGGUGACCGUGUCCCUGCUGUCGCCCCUGGGGACCCCCGAGGAGCCGUCCGCAGGGAGGACGCAGCGCAGGGUGGCGGAGCGCACGGAGGACGAGAAGGAGGCGCCCGCCCCGAGGAUGAACCUGCGCCGCAAGCGCGUGAUGGACGCCAUCUUCCCCAAACCCGUCACCAGGAGGAAGAAGUUUUAAUUGGCGACACACAGGGCCAAGGCCCACGCAAACCAACCCAACCCUCAAAGGUCAAUUCAGGACUUCACGAUUGGACUUUGAAAUAAACCACCCAGGACGAUGCCCUUUCCUCGCUUCUGUUUGUGUCUACUUUUCCGUCUUCUGUUUUUAGAGAAAGACACUUGGCUGCCUGCUGUUUUAAUUUAAGAAUAACCAGUGGAGAUCUUUUUCAAAUGAAUAAACAGAUCUAAUUUAGGAAAUGGAGAUAUUAAUUUUAUAUAAAUUACUGUAAAGUUUACAGCAAGGAGGACUGUGGGACUUCAGCACCAAAAAAACAAGAUGGCUUAGUUUUUAAAUAUGCAUUUCUACAAAUUGAUGCAAGUGUAAAUAGGCUUUUGAGUAUGUUAUAAAUAAAAUUGAACCCUUGUAAAUGA